Messenger RNA from Gekko japonicus, 2829 nucleotides. RefSeq names its product zinc finger protein 14-like. The record is from RefSeq and is a predicted model, not a curated record. Lineage: Eukaryota; Metazoa; Chordata; Lepidosauria; Squamata; Gekkonidae. The transcript has 6 exons. Bases 1 to 2829 code for a protein of 942 amino acids. Gene Ontology annotation, biological process: regulation of DNA-templated transcription.
AUGCAGCGCUGGGUCAGAGGAUGCGGGCCGGAGACCAGUUCCCAGGCGGUGUCCCUGGCCGAGGGCUUCCUCCUGAGUCGGGCAGAGGACAAGCGGCAGGCAGAGCAGUUUCAGAUGUGGGGGCCGUCUGUGAAGAUGGAAUUUCCAGCUUCUUUUGAGGACGUGGCCGUGUAUUUCACUGUGGCAGAGUGGGCCCUGCUGGAUCUGGACCAAAGAGCGCUCUACUGGGAAGUCAUGCUGGAGAACUAUGGGAUCGUGGCCUCUUUGGGGCUGGCCGCCGCCACUCAGGAGCCGUCGACCACCCCAGCCCCGACCACAACGGCACCUACCAGAGUUUGGAGCCGAUCAGGCGCGCUGUCACCACCUUCCCCGGGACCCGACGAGAUGCCUCCGAGGCGGCCGGGCAGUGCUACCAAAGGCACGGAUGUGCGAGACACUGCAGUGAAGACAGACGAAGGGCUGGAGAGUUUCUCAAGAGGAUCUCAGCAGAAUAUUUUCUUUCCAAGAGACGUCGAAGAGUCACUUGGGGAAUUUCAGGUAUUGUCACUGGAAAAAGCCAAGAAUGAACAGGCCAAAGGAAUCUUUGGGAAUAGAGAUGGACCAGAGAGGCAGGAAGUAACUGGUACGGUGAAGAGGGGGGCUGAGUCUAUUCCUUCCCACGAAGAAAACUUCCAUGAAAUCCCAGUCCACAGCUGUCUCCAAUGUACUCAUUUAGGAGUGAAGUCAUGUAUCUGCUCCACAAGUGGAAUGAGGUUCUCCAGUGGAACAAAGGGUAAUGUGUUUUUUCCAAAUGACAUUAUAAUGAAGGCAUGUAAAUGCUGUUACUGUGGAAAGUACUUCAAAUACCGAACACAGCUUCUUGUACACCAAAAAAUACACGCAGCACAGAAGCUUUUUGAAUGCUCUGAAUGUGGAAAGAAUUUCAGGAUGAAUUCCAGUCUACAAAAGCACCGAAGAACCCACUCAGGGGAGAAACCUUUUGAAUGCUCAGAGUGUGGAAAGAGAUUCAGGCAGAGUGGCCACCUUCAAAGGCACCAAAGAAUCCACACAGGGGAGAAACCUUUUGAAUGCUCAGAGUGUGGAAAGAGAUUCAGGCAGAGUGGCCACCUUCAAAGGCACCAAAGAAUCCACACAGGGGAGAAACCUUUUGAAUGCUCAGAGUGUGGAAAGAGAUUCAGGCAGAGUGGCCACCUUCAAAGGCACCAAAGAAUCCACACAGGGGAGAAACCUUUUGAAUGCUCAGAGUGUGGGAAGAGAUUCUCUCAGAGCUGCAGUCUUCAAAAGCAUCAAAGAACCCACACAGGAGAGAAACCUUUUGAAUGCUCACAGUGUGGAAAGAGAUUCAGUCGGCGUUUCAGUCUUCAACAACACCACAGAACCCACACAGGGGAGAAACCUUUUGAAUGCUCAGAGUGUGGAAAGAGAUUCCAUCAGCAUAGAAGUCUUCAACAACACCGAAGAACCCACACAGGGGAGAAACCUUUUGAAUGCUCAGAGUGUGGAAAGAGAUUCCAUCAGCAUAGAAGUCUUCAACAACACCGAAGAACCCACACAGGGGAGAAACCUUUUGAAUGCUCAGAGUGUGGAAGGAGAUUCAGUAGGAGUGACGAUCUUCAAGUGCACCGAAGAACCCACACAGGGGAGAAACCUUUUGAAUGCUUGGAGUGUGGAAAGAGAUUCUAUCAGCAUAGAAGUCUUCAAUAUCAUCAGAGAACCCACACAGGGGAGAAACCUUUUGAAUGCUCAGAGUGUGGAAAGAGAUUCAGUUGGCGUUUCAUUCUUCAACAACACCAAAGAACCCACACAGGGGAGAAACCUUUUGAAUGCUCAGAGUGUGGAAAGAGAUUGAGUACAAGUUACAAUCUUCAAAAGCAUCAAGGAACCCACACAGGGGAGAAACCUUUUGAAUGCUCAGAGUGUGGUAGGAGAUUCCGUCUGAGUUCCAGUCUUCAAUAUCAUCAAAAAACCCAUACAGGAGAGAAACCUUUUGAAUGCUCAGAGUGUGGAAAGAGAUUCAUUCGGCGUUUCAGUCUUCAAAACCAUCAAAGAACCCACACAGGGGAGAAACCUUUUUGUUGCUCAGAGUGUGGAAAGAGAUUCAGUCGGAGUUCCAGUCUUCAGGUGCACCAAAAAAAACACACAGGCGAGAAACUUUUUGAAUGUUCAGAGUGUGGAAAGAGAUUCAUUCAAAAUGCCACUCUUCAACUGCACCAAAGAAGCCACACCGGGGAGAAACCUUUUGAAUGCUCAGAGUGUGGAAAGAGAUUCAGUACAAGUGGCAGUCUUCAAAAGCACCAAAGAACCCACUCAGGUGAGAAACCUUUUGAAUGCUCAGAGUGUGGAAAGGGAUUCAGUACGAGUGGCAGUCUUCAAAAGCACCAAAGAACCCACUCAGGGGAGAAACCUUUUGAAUGCUCAGAGUGUGGAAAGAGAUUCAGACAGAAUUUCUGUCUUCAACUGCACCAAAGAACCCACACAGGGGAGAAACCUUUUGAAUGCUCAGAGUGUGGAAAGAGAUUCCAUCAGCAUGGUGCUCUUCAGUAUCAUCAAAAAACCCACACAGGGGAGAAACCUUUUGAAUGCUCAGAGUGUGGAAAGCGAUUCAUUCGGAAUACCACUCUUCAAGUGCACCAAAGAACCCACACAGGGGAGAAACCUUUUGAAUGCUCAGUUUGUAGAAAGAGAUUCAUUCGGAAUUCCACUCUUCAAGUGCACCAAAGAACCCACACAGGGGAGAAACCUUUUGAAUGCUCAGAGUGUGGAAAGGGAUUCAUUCGGAAUGCUACUCUUCAAAAGCAUCAAAGAACCCACACGGGCCCAGCAGAAUGA